Molecule: messenger RNA, 1502 nt
Organism: Daktulosphaira vitifoliae (grape phylloxera)
Lineage: Eukaryota; Metazoa; Arthropoda; Insecta; Hemiptera; Phylloxeridae
Gene: B52
Product: serine-arginine protein 55
Exons: 10
Coding region: 210-1136 (308 amino acids)
Biological process (GO): alternative mRNA splicing, via spliceosome; mRNA splice site recognition
Cellular component (GO): cytoplasm; ribonucleoprotein complex; nucleus
Molecular function (GO): mRNA binding
Source: RefSeq, a predicted model, not a curated record
UAAGAACGCUUAAGGAGCCGCCAUAUUGUUCCAUUAAGAUAUACAGUAUCGGCAUUAUAUUUUUUGCUCCUGUUGUGAGUUGUGUGAAUUAAUAUAUUUUUUUAUUAACGUUUAGUAAAAUUGAGUUAUUGUUUAUAAAUUAUUAUUCCUGCCUAAAGACUUCGGUUUUAGGAUACUUCUUAAAAAAUUGACUUAUAUCUGAAGAUAAAAUGAGUAAUGGCACAAGAGUUUUUGUUGGUGGACUUUCUCAUCGUGUACGAGAGAGAGAUCUCGAAAGGUUUUUCCAAAAAAUUGGUAGAGUUAAGGAUAUUGCUAUGAAAAAUGGAUAUGCUUUUGUGGAAUUUGAUGAUUAUCGUGAUGCUGAUGAUGCUGUAUAUGAAUUAAAUGGCCGAGAACUUAAUGGUGAAAGAGUUUCUGUAGAACGUGCUCGUGGAACACCAAGAGGUAGUGAUGUUUGGCGUGGAUCAGGACGAGGUGGUGAUUUACCACCACCUCCUCCAAGACGUCCUAGGCGUGAUGCUAGAGAUGAUAGAAAUGAUAGAUAUGGUCCACCUACAAGAACAAAUUAUAGAUUAAUUGUUGAAAAUUUAUCAAGCCGUGUUAGCUGGCAGGAUUUGAAGGACUUCAUGCGACAAGCUGGAGAAGUUACCUAUGCUGAUGCACAUAAACAACGGAAGAACGAAGGUGUUGUUGAAUUUGCAUCUUAUUCGGAUCUAAAAACUGCGCUUGAUAAAUUAGAUGAUACAGAAUUAAAUGGACGCCGCAUUAGAUUAAUUGAAGAUAGAAGUAGUAGCUGUGGUCGUGGUGGUAGACGUAGCCGUAGUCCAUCUAGUUCUCGUUCUCGGUCCAGGUCAAGAUCGCGUUCACGUCGUCGUGUUCGUUCUCAUUCAAGAAGUCGAUCAAAUAGUCAUUCCAAGUCAAAAUCUGGAUCACGUUCAAAAUCACCCUACAAGUCUCCAGCUCAUUCCAAGUCCCGAUCCCGUUCACCAUCUUUGGAUAAAAAGAGAUCUCAAUCUCGUUCACAAUCAAUUUCAAAUAAACGUAUAAAGCGUGAUUCACGAUCACCUGAAGAUAAGUCCCGUUCACCUUCAAGAGAGAAAAAUGGUGAUGCCAGCCCUCAAUCUGGAGAUGAUUAGACUAAUAAUUGUAUCCUGAACUUUUUUUAUUAAGACGAUUUAAUCUUUUUCUAUCCAGUUUAAAUUAAUGUUCACUUAUAGUUUAACUAUUUGACUAGUUCAUAUUUAUGUUCAAUGCCGUGUUUAUAGUACCUAAUAACCAUAAUAAUACCUAUUAUACAGAAUAUUUUAUAUUGUAAAAUAACAAUAUUUAAAAUGAUAAGUGGUGAACAUUGUAUGAUACUUACUUCAUUUUUAUUGUGAAAAAAAUUUUAAUUUCAUCUUUUUUAUUAUUAUUAUUUAAGUUCAAUAAUAAUCAUCUUUUGGGAUAUGCUAUAUUAUUUGUAUGGAGUGUGUAUGAUGAUUAUAUAUACAUAUACUAGAAAA